Messenger RNA from Owenia fusiformis, 1465 nucleotides. NCBI's taxonomy places the organism in Eukaryota, Metazoa, Annelida, Polychaeta, Sabellida, Oweniidae. The record is from the annotation of a GenBank genome assembly.
UUUCCUUCAGGAUAUAAGUAAACAACAAAUAAACUAGAAAUUGGAAAAAUUUGACCGCCAUCUUGGAAAUCACCACCUAAAAACCGGUGCUUUAUCUGAAAUAUUAAGAGAUUUAAAAAUCAUAUCGGCAUAAACAAAAGACCCAAGGAUACACCAAUAUGAUAUGUAUUUAAUGGUAAGGUUAAAUCAAGAAUAGAUACACUGAUUUUUGAGAUAUUAGUAUAAGUGUCUUACCAUUUUAGCUUCACUGUUACUAUGUCGUGACGUCACGGCCUCGUUCUGGAUUCAAGAUGUCAGCGCCCAUCUUGAGGAAAAAGUUUACAAAAUAUUUAAUAAAUUGCCAAUAUUCAGCCAUAAAGAGAGAAAGUUUAAAAAUUAUUCAGAGACCAUGUCCACUACUAUACAGUACAACUGCAACAGAAAAGCCUAAAUGGCAGCUUGUAAGUGCAGUGUGUCUCGAGAGACUCCCCAUUGUAUCAGCCAAGCUUAAUGAAAUUGAAGCAAAGUUUGCAAACCUCCAGGAAACAUUAGAGUAUGAAUACAGCUCCUUGUCAGAGUUUGAAGUGAGGCAUAAAAAGGAACAGGCAUUAGCUGCAAAGAAAGCUAAAGAGCAAGAACAUGGUAUUGAGACUGGAGAGACUGUAGUGCAGACAGCACAAGACAUUGAAGAUCUGUGGGAAAGGGAGCUGAAGGAAUUCGACCCUGCAACAAGAGAGGAUAGCAAUGACGUAAAGAGUGUUGAGAGAGACCUUGACAAGAAGCUCCUACUUGUGGUGAAGCAGAAACUGGGCAACAAGGAACAUUGGGUUCUUCCCCAGAUACCCUGGACAGAAGGAGAAACUAUGAGACAGUCAGCAGAGAGGUGUCUAGGAAGCAGCUGUGGAAGCGAAAUAAAUGCAAGAUUCAUUGGGAAUGCUCCAUCAGGUGUAUACAAAUAUAACUUACCAAAGGAUCUCAAUCAAGAUCAUGAUGGAGUGAAGGUAUUUUUCUUCAAAGCCCAUCAUGUUACUGGAGAUGUGAAGCCAGGUAAAGACACAAUAUCGGAACACAUGUGGCUGUCAAAAGAUGAGCUGAAAGACUAUAUGCAUCCUGAUUAUCACAGAACAAUAUCUAGAUUUAUCAUGGAUUGAACUGUUACACACAAACUAUAUUUCCACUCUCAGUUCUCCAUUAUGUGCAGCAUGAAUUUUGAUCAAUUCAUGUAGAACUCACAGAUUUUCUAAUCAGUCUUACCUUAUGAGACUUAUAAACAAAACUGCACAACGUUGAACUUGCAUGAAAGGAUGGGAUAACAAUGUCAUGGACAUAGUUUUGUUUUGAAUAUGGCUACAAAAUAAAAACAUCAUCAACUUUUCAUGGAAUAAAGUUAAAGUCUGAUGAAGUAACAUUUUACUUGCCAAGUGAAGUACUGUGUUUUGAAAAUGCCACCCUAAAAUAUGUCAACUUUUCAUGGAAUUAAGUUAAG